CACGAAUUAAUACACUCCAAGCACCUUUUGCACCUCUAAAAACACACUGCUAGCAUUCUGAAAAAUUCCUCUGUGUUCAUACUGUGUUCUCGUUCGCUGGAACUCUUGUUUGUGUGCUCAAACAUUAGUUCGUAGUCAUCGUAUCCUGGGAAACGAUUGUUGCAACGCUCCUAGCACCGUGGGAGGCAACAAAUACGUUUUAAGGACAUCGUGCGUAGCACGAGCUUUGACUAAUUCUGCUUGAUCUCCUUUCUUGUUUUUCUCUAGUCAUUUUAUUUAAUUAAUUUAUUUUAAUUAAUUUUCUUUAUUUUCCGAAACACACCCAACAAUCUUAAAACAUAUUUGUUUGCUUAAGCUUGUACCAUACGGGUACAAUCUUAAAACGUAUUUGGGUUGCUACUCGGAGAUUGUUAUACCGAGGUAUACAAUCUUAAAACGUAUUUUGUUGCUAAGCUUGUAUCAUACGAAUACAAUCUUAAAAACGUAGUUUGUCACUUCUAUGAACGAACUUAAAUCUUUUUUUGGGCUUUCGAAAAAACGUUAAGAAAUCGAAAAUGACUUCUCAAGAAAACGAGAUUGGUGUUGGGCAGAAUGUUCUGAACGACAAUCACUCUGAAAGCGGAGCUCCGGUGAACAAUAGUUCACAACGCGGAGCAUCUGCUUUGAACCAAAGGGUUAUCCCUAUGGUUACCGUGCCAAGCAACUCUGUGGAGAAACCCGAGAAAUUCAAUGGGUUAAACUUCAAGAGGUGGCAGCAAAAGAUGCUAUUUUAUCUCACUACUCUCGGUCUUGCACAUUUCUUGACCGAGGACGCGCCGGUUGUAACCGGGAGUGAGGUGGAUGUGCAAUCUCUCAAUGCAGUUGAGGCAUGGAAGCAUUCUGACUUCCUUUGCCGAAACUAUGUGUUGAACGGGCUGCAUGAUGCUUUGUACGACAUGUAUAGCAAAUUAGCUACGGCUAAGGAGCUAUGGAAUGCUUUGGACCACAAAUAUAAAAGCGAGGAUGCCGGCGCAAAGAAAUUUGUUGUUGGUCGAUUCCUUGAUUUUAAAAUGGUGGAUUCGAAGACGGUCUUGAGUCAAGUUGAGGAGAUGCAAAUGAUCUUCAACGAAAUUCGAGAUGAAGGAAUGACAGUUAGUGAGUCUUUCCAAGUGGCGUCAAUUAUUCAUUUGUUGCCGCCGGCUUGGAAGGAUUUCAAGAACUACCUUAAGCAUAAGCGAAAGGAAAUGAACUUGGAGCAAUUGAUCCUCCGUCUGCGGAUUGAAGAGGAUAACCGGAAGAAUGAUGGGAAACUCCCAAUCGUUCAUGGCGCCAAGGCAAACGUGGUGGAGCAUGCAAAAGGCUCCAAAACCAAAAAUAAUGGGAAGAGCAAGCUCGGUCCCAAAGGAGGCGUUUCCAAACACAAGUUUAAUGGAAAAUGCUUCAAUUGCAACAAGAACGGACACAAGUCCUCGGAUUGCAAGGCACCAAGGAAGAAGAAAGACUCCCAAGUCAACUUGGUGCAAGGUGGGCAAAAGGAUGAAGACAUCGUCCUAGCGGCCGUGGUUACGGAAGUCAACCUCGUUGGAUCCAACUCCAAAGAGUGGUUUGUGGACACCGGUGCUACCCGGCAUAUUUGCUCAAAUCGGGAGUUAUUCAUAACUUUUGAGUCAUCAAAUGGUGAGAAAGUGUGGAUGGGAAACUCGGUUCAUUCCGCGGUUGAAGGCGUGGGCAAGGUGGUCCUGAAGAUGACUUCGGGCAAGGAGCUGACUCUAAACCAAGUUUUGUUCGUUCCGGAAAUACGUAAAAACCUUAUUUCCGGUUCGUUGUUGAACAAACAUGGCUUCCGCAUGGUUUUUGAGUCGGACAAAUUAGUUUUGUCCAAGUCGGGAAUGUAUGUGGGCAAGGGAUAUGCAUGUGACGGGCUGUUUAAGCUCAAUGUAACGAC
This is a messenger RNA of Cuscuta epithymum, 1924 nucleotides long. Lineage: Eukaryota; Viridiplantae; Streptophyta; Magnoliopsida; Solanales; Convolvulaceae. The record is from the annotation of a GenBank genome assembly.